UGGUAGUAUGUUAAGGAAGAAGAAGAAGGAGCAAGAAAACCAUCCAAACUUUCCAAAUUUUGAGUCCAAAAACGCAGCAGCAACUUCAAGGAACAUCCGGAAGGUAUUCCAAAGAAAGUUCGGCGUUGGAAUGUUGAAGUUAGUGAGUUAAUCGUCGGAAUCAUGUUCAUCGACAUACCCGAAAUUCUGGACAGCAACUUUCUAGUGACUUCAGGUCCGAUUUACACUAUUUUACAUAUGUUAAAACGAAAUACUUUCUAUACGAAAGUUAUAGCCUUACGUCUUAGGAAUCCACAAAAUCAAACGGUUUGCGAUUCCGUGAAGAUACGAUGGAGAUAUGCUCAAAAUACCGCAGGCUGUCCAAUUGUGACGGGAAUGACAAAGUUGGUGAAUUUCGAUAUUGUUUUCACUCCCGCUCAACCGUAAGGUAACAAGAAGACAAUGAUGGAAUCAUUUCUGGAGGGCAUUGAGUUAGAGGAGAUGCAACGAUGGCAGGCAAAUGUUUGAUCAUCAGAUUUUAAAAUGUGUCAUGAUUUGAUUAUUAUUCUACUUCCGCAUUACUCUGAAAAUAUUUUUAAAUGGGUCGCGAUCCAGAGUUAAUAGAAAGAAUGAUGUGACGUGAUUCUGGAGGCAGACGGAGGCGAGAUUGUCGGAAUGGAUGUGAUGUGGGCCAACUGGGUUAUAAAACCUGAAAGGGUUCAUCCGGAACCCACUCCCGAGCUUGAGGACGCCUGCGACAAACUUCUCAAGGGUGAUCCUGUGACCGGGAAGCCUUAUGCAAAUGGGGGUUGGGUGUACCGGUUACGCAACCCGGAUGGGGAUGUACUUGCGACCCAUGACGCAGAAGAUGACCGGGCCAACUCCCCAAUGGUCAUGCUAAGGGCAGUUCUCCUCAUCCAGUCCGACGAUGAAGUCCUCCCUGGCGGCCGGUCUCCCAUCACCAUGCCUCCUUCUCCUCCCCAGGCCUCUCAAAAGGAAGGGGAUACAACUUCCCGGUGCACUCCCCUUAACGAUCUCGUCCGGGACAAGAAGGUGAAGUCCCCCACAGCCAUCCAUCUCUCCGAAAGUGACCGGGCAAACUCUCCUCAGGUCGAGGCAAAGACCAAACAGAUCGGUCUUUCUUCUUCCCGCACCAAAUCCCAUAAAAGGAAAGGUUCCCAUAAGACUUCUAGGGGGCAUAAGAAGAAGAAGACCGGGUCGCUCGACUUGGAAGGGGAGUCCGUUGAAGAGGCCUUCUUAGCCUUGAUUAAAAGACUUCAAAAGGUUGGAGUCAUUUAUGAAGAAAUUGGCCAGUCACUCCUUGAACCAAAGGGCCAAGUGUCAGAACUCACCCUCCUCCUUGACUCCACUAAGUUGGAGUUCAAUGACCGGGCUGAGAGGGAGAAGAGGCUGGAGGAAGAGCUGAUGGGGGAAAGGGCCAGGCUAGAGGAGGAGAGGGCCAGGUUUGCCCUUUUGGAGGAGGAAGGGAAGAGAAAGGUCACCGAGGUCGAGGAUGCGCUGGGCCAGGCUGAAGAAUCUUCUUGGGCAAAGGAGGAGGCCUUUCCCUCUGAAGCUGCUGACUGGGCUGCACGCCAUCACACGGAGGUUGUCCGGUCAAUUCUCACUACCCCGGAGGAAACCAUAGACUUCUUCAAAGUCAUGUAUCAGGAGCCGGAGGGGAAGAGGAUGAUUACGGAAAUAGGGUCUUAUGGAUUCCAGUGUGGCCAAAAAGAGGAUAGGUCACUCCUUUACACAAAGCUCUAGAAGAGGGAUCCUUCAUUUGACCCGGCCAAGUUGAAGCUUCCAGCCCUAUACAAGGAAGAGCCAGCCCCCCUUUCCCCUUAGAAUAGGUUAGGGUAGCUUUUGGAUAGACUUUGAAUUUCCCAAGGCCUGGGGGUUGUCCGGCCUAAUAUUUAAUUGUUGUAAUAUCAUCUUUUCUUGGAAUGUCUUUAACUUCCACCAGUCUAUUUGUUUAUAUUUGCAUGGUUGAACAUAUUUUCUCGCAUGGGUAUAGUUUCUUG
Cuscuta campestris is the source of this 2000-nucleotide messenger RNA. The record is from the annotation of a GenBank genome assembly. Lineage: Eukaryota; Viridiplantae; Streptophyta; Magnoliopsida; Solanales; Convolvulaceae.